Molecule: messenger RNA, 2682 nt
Organism: Exaiptasia diaphana
Lineage: Eukaryota; Metazoa; Cnidaria; Anthozoa; Actiniaria; Aiptasiidae
Exons: 2
Coding region: 1-2682 (893 amino acids)
Biological process (GO): DNA integration
Molecular function (GO): nucleic acid binding; zinc ion binding
Source: RefSeq, a predicted model, not a curated record
AUGGCUUUACUGCAAUUUAAACGGGAACUUCGGCUCAUCCAACUCACGUUCGAUGAAACAAGGGAUAUUCUCCUCMAUGGUGAAAUAGAGGAUGUCGAAUAUCAUUACACACGGCUUUGCGAAUCAGUAAACAAACUGGAAUCGUUCAAGGACAACGGGGACACCGUACUGAUGGACGAUAACUGGGACGAUGAAGACAACACUGUCGAAAUCGUGCGUGCAUGGAAUCAAGACAGAAGCGACGACAUGAAAGAGGUGCGAGAAAUGCGUACAAAGGUCAAACGGAGACUACAAUCACUCGAGGAAGAGCAAACAAAACAACGGGAAACUACUCAAUUGGAAAGUCAACGGAAAAUCGCCGAGRAACAAGCGCGAUAUCAAMGUCAACAACAACAAGAGAUUGAACAAUCGAAAAUGAAACAACAACAACGAGAAGAAGCAUGGUACAAACGGCGCGCCGAACUCGAAAUGGAAUUAUUACAAAACAAAACUAAGGARCUAGGAACUCAACCACAAGCUGUUAAACUACAGAAAUAUACAAUUACACCAUUUGAAGGGGACUUUAAGGAUUGGAUAAGGUUCUGGAACCAAUUCGAAGUCGAAGUAGACYAGUCGCGACUAUCUGAGAUAAGCAAGUUUAAUUAUCUCCUCGAACUUGUGAAAGGAAGRCCGCGCGACGAUGUUCUUGGACUACCACACACAGCAGAAGGGUACGAAGAAGCAAAACGCAUUCUGAAGUCCAACUAUGGCAAGGACAUCAAGGUUCACAARGCAUUGAUCAAGGAACUUGAAAAUUUACCGACCAUAACAAAUCGUACAAGACUACGGGACACCCACGAGUUUUACAACACGUUCGCACGUGUUGUACGUACAUUGAAAACAAUGAACAAAAUCGACACCGUACAAAGCCACAUUUAUGGAAUAUUCGAUAAACUGGGACCAGUCAGAGAAGCAAUCGUKCAGAAUGAGGAUAAGUGGGAAGAAUGGAAGUUAGAAGACUUAAUGGAACAUUUAAGACGAUAUGUAGAUAGGAAUCCACUCGUCGAGCGAGAAACCACAAAACAACAACAUGACCAGCGUCACGUCUCGUUACACGAACAAGCCGAAAGGGUGGAAAGAGUUAUGUUCUCAAACAACGUCACCGAAGGAAAGAAGGUUUGUGUUUAUUGUUCGUCAAACACUCAUAGAASUAAUGACUGCACAAAGGUUCUCAGUAUAGCGAACCGAAAGGAAUUUCUAAGGAAAAACAAACUGUGUUUUAAUUGCACUGGGAGUUCACAUACAGCCGCGAAGUGUAGAUCUGGCGUUUGUCGCAAAUGUCGAGGCAAACAUCACACAUCUCUCUGUGAAAACACUACUACAUCAACCGACAAAUCGAUGGGGGAAGUUGAGAAAACUACAACAAUUCACGCCACCGUCGUCGCUAAAGUURACGGUGUAGACGCGCGAAUCAUGAUCGACAAUGGAGCCAGCAGUUCUUAUAUAUGUACAGAACUAUUGACUAAACUACGCUUGAAACCUGAUCGCUAUGAAAAGAAGCUCAUCGAACAAAUGUACGGGAUCGUUGAGAAACGAGUAGAAAGGUACACUGUUGAAAUCUCGUCACCAACCAUGAAACACUUCAAGUUUAAUGUUGAUUGUAUAAAUGCGGAGAAGGAAAUCUUGACCCACGUUGCCAACCCUAACAUUCGCGAAAUUAAGGGAAGUCAGCCACGUUUGUCACCUUUACGAUUUAGUGAGGAAAACUCUAUUGGAGAAUCAUUACCAGAUCUUUCCGCUGAAGCAUUUCAACAUGCCUUAAGAGAAUUUGUGGCCAGAAGAGGUACACCGAACAUGAUGGUCAGUGACAAUGGUAAAAACUUUGUAGCAACUGGAAAGUGGAUCAAGACUUUGAAACAUGAUGACACUGUCAUGAACUUUCUAGCAACCCAUCGCAUUAAAUGGCGGUUCAAUCUGGCUCGAGCCCCGUGGUGGGGUGGGUUUUUCGAACGACUAAUUGGUGUUAUGAAACGAGCUUUGUCCAAGGUCAUUGGUAAGGGGCUACUCAAGUAUGAAGAACUGGAGGAUGUACUGCUUGAUAUUGAAUGUCAUGUAAACAACAGACCUCUAACUUAUCAAGGGGAGGAAAUGGAACAGCCAGUUCUUACUCCAAAUAUCCUGAUCAGAGGUGCGCCAACAACGUUCCUCGAAGAAGACAUUGAUCAGCUCGAAGAGGACACUGUUACCACACGUAGAAUUGCACACUUACAAAAAUGCAAACAGGAUCUCAAGAAACGCUGGACAACGGAAUACUUACAGGCACUGGAAGAGAAACAUGCGCCACGAGAGAAAUCGGAAGAAUAUCAAAUCCCGAGGAAGAAUUCAGUUGUAUUACUUAAAGAAGACACGAAAAAGAGAGUACAGUGGAAACUUGCUAGAGUACUGAGGGAAAUACAUGGAAAGGAUGGAGUAGUCCGUGGGCUGGAACUGAAACUUGGUAAUGGAUACACAGUCCAAAGACCACUGCAAUUGAUUUGUAACUUAGAGAUAACACCAUGUGAUAAUGAACCCCAACCAGCUGUAAGAGUACCUGAUGUUGGUCAGACAGAACCUCUGGUACCACAACGCAACCGACGUGCUGCUGCAAACUUAGCUAGAGAGAAGAUUGCUGCGAUCAUACAAGCUGAACAAGAAGAAAUUUAA